Messenger RNA from Aspergillus mulundensis, 300 nucleotides. RefSeq lists its product as uncharacterized. NCBI's taxonomy places the organism in Eukaryota, Fungi, Ascomycota, Eurotiomycetes, Eurotiales, Aspergillaceae. The record is from RefSeq and is a predicted model, not a curated record. The transcript has 2 exons. The coding region runs from base 1 to 300 and encodes 99 amino acids.
AUGUCCGCACAGCACUCCAUCCCAGAACAACAAUCACAACCCAAGAACCAGGAGCAAGAUCAGAGCUUUGAAAAGAAACCCAUCCUCGCACUCCCCGACGCAUCCUUCGCUUCUGAUACCACUCAACUCGAUGUCAACGAUGGCACGCUUGCGCGGAUCGCGAAUUGGGCGCAGAUGACGGAGAUCGAGAGGCGGAAUACGCUGAGGGUUCUGGGUAAGAGGAAUAAGGAGCGGAUGGACAAGUUGAAGGCUCAGGGGCAAGCUCUCGGUCAGACACAAGAAGGGGGGGAGGCGGAUUAA